AUCCAGGAACUAUUACAUGAAUAUAAUAGACCAGCACUUUUCUAUUUAUGAAGAGAAUAUGAAAUUUAAAAAUGAACAGAAAGCAAAAGAGAAAAGAAAACUUGAAGAACUUCAAAGGAGAAAACAAGAUUAUCAACGAAAAGAAAUUGAAGAAGAAUAAACAGAAGAAAAGAAGAAGAAAUCAGCUGAAAAAAGAUAAAGUGAAAAAGAGAGAUAAAAGCCAUGAUAGCAGUGGGGAAAGGGAACACUUGGAUUCAACAGGAAGUACAGGAUUCGAUAUCAAUGCAAGUCCUUCUAUACCCGUUUCCCUCAUUGAAUUCAACACCAAGUCCCAGAGAUUUGUAUACAGAGGAAAAUGUGUUGAUAAAUUGCCAAGUGGGUGUGUUGUUCAUAUUGGUAUUGAUAAAGAAUCGGGAAAUCCUUUUGCUAUCCAUGAGUGGACAAUACCAUGCCCUGCUCGAAAGAAAUAUUUAACAAAUGCUGAACAAGCGAAAGUUUCAAAAUAUUUGAAAAUAAUCAAGGGAGUUGAACAUGAGUUGCAUUCGUUGCUUAAAUUGAAUCACGCAAAUCUGGUCAGCUAUUGUGCAAUCCGUUAUAUUGAAGAAGUUGAACAUAUACAGGUUGAUGUUUUACAAGAAUUUGUUGCAGGUACAAAUCUUGAAUCAAAAAUUUUCAGUAGCGAAUCAGUUUCAUUGAGCGAAGUAAGAGUGAUCACUGAACAACUGUUAAAUGCAUUGGAUUAUCUUCACUCACAUUCAGUAGUGCAUAAAAAUUUGAAGGCUUCUAGUGUGACUCUCGAUUCUAGAGGCAUGGUCCGGUUAACUGACUAUAGUAUUGAAAAAAGACUUGCUGACUUAUACAAAGAAUCUCAUAUUGAACAGCCAGGUGUAACAUUUAUAGAUGACCCAAUUCCUGCUAGAAAUAGUAAAAAGGGAGACAUUCUGAAAUUGGGAAUGCUCAUCUUAUCUUUGGUGCAAGGACAACAUAUUAAGGAGUAUCCUCCUGAUAUUCCGAAUAAGUUGCCAUCAGUAUUUCAAGAUUUUUUGAACAAAUGUUUAGCAGUCGAAGAUAGAUUAAGAAUGACAGCUUCUGAAUUACUUGAUCACAAUUUUCUUAAGCCGAGCAUCAGUGAAAAUUUGGAAAUAGGUUUCGAUCAUAAGAAUGGUUUAGAUGAAAAUAUUCCAUCUCCAAACAACGAUUCAUAUUUUGAUCAACUCAAUGAUGAUCUCACCACUUAUCCUAUUCCUCCUACUAUGUUGUCAAGAAUUCAUUCAGAAUUUGAAGAACUACAAUGGUUGGGUAAAGGUGGAUUCGGUGAUGUUGUUCAGGUUCGAAACAAGCUUGAUGGCCGUUAUUAUGCUAUUAAGCGUAUUCUUCUUGAUCCAAGAAAUGCUCAAUUUAAUAAGAAAAUCAAGAGAGAAGUAAAACAUUUGUCGAGACUAAAUCAUGAAAAUGUUGUCAGAUACUACAAUUCAUGGAUCGAAACAUUAUUGAACCCAGAUUCUAAUUCGUCAGAAACAACAUCAAGUAUAAAUACAACAUCUAAAACAAGCGAUCUCAAUAACUACGUUAAUUCAUUGGGAUUGAUGGAUGAUGUUGAACAGCAUGCACCUCCACCUGUAGGACAUAGUUUUUCUGAUUGGGAAUCUGUCGGGAAUUAUAGUUUUAAUCAAGAUGAAGAUGAUGAUGAUGAGGAGGAAGAAGAUGUUUUCAACAAUAUAUUGAGAUAUGAAUCUGAAGAUGAAGAGAGUGUGAUGUUUGAAGGAGAAAAUGGGAAAGACAAAACUAAUCAUCCAACUUCACCAUCUACCAAUGAUCAACAAAAUACAGAAACGACUGAUUCUAGUCUUGGAAGUAUUCCAAAAUGUUACCUGUAUAUUCAGAUGGAAUAUUGUGAGAAAAGUACGUUACGUGAAGCGAUAGACAAAGGUUUAUGGGAUGAUAAGUCAAGAGUGUGGGAAUUGUUUAGAGAGACAUUGGAUGGUUUAGUCCACAUACAUGAGCAAGGAAUGAUUCACAGAGACUUGAAACCUCAGAAUAUAUUUCUUGAUCUGUAUAAUCAUAUUAAAAUCGGAGAUUUUGGAUUGGCAACAUCACACACUCGUGAAGCUGCAGAGGUAACCAGCAUACUUGAUCUUGCAAAUUCAAAAUCAGAAGGUGGAGAUAGUGCUCUCACUGGUAGAGUUGGUACUGCCUUAUAUGUUGCUCCUGAACUGAAUAAAAUAGGCUCAAGGACAAUUUAUAAUCAAAAAGUUGACAUGUAUAGUCUUGGUAUCAUAUUUUUUGAAAUGUGUUACGCUGGAUUGCAGACGAAAAUGGAAAGAGUUAAAGUUUUGGGAAACAUGAGACUGGAAGAGAUCAAGUUUCCUGAUGAUUUUGAUGACAUGCAUGCAAUGCAUAACGAAGCACAGAUUAUUAAAUGGUGUUUAAAUCACUCUUCUGAUAAACGACCAACUGCAGCCGAACUUCUACGAAGUCCAUUGGUACCAGGUCCAGCGUUGGAAAAAACUUACGUUGUCAAAUCUGUGCGUCAAGCGCUUCAGGAUCCACAUUCUGCACCGCAUAGAUUAUUGAUGGAAGAACUUUUUGCUCGUCCCGAUAAUAGAAAUGAUGAUAUAUUCUAUGACAUUGAUUUGCACAAGGGCCAAUAUAUUUCUGCGCAACACUUGAUGCAAGAUUACGUUCAUUCCACUGUCAUCACAAUAUUGAAACGUCACGGUGCAGUAAAAAUCACUCCACCACUUCUCACUCCGAGAAAACGAAUAAAAAUCGAAGAAGAUGAGGAUGAGGAGAAUGAAGCACCUCAAAUGAGAGAAUCGGAAGGUCCUUCCGCUGCUACUUUUAUUGAUACAAGUGGAGCUAUUGUGACAUUGCCAUAUGAUUUAAGGGUGCCGUUUGCUAGAUACAUUGGUCGCAAUGGAAUAUACAGUCUGAAAAGAUAUGCAAUCGAGAAAGUUUAUCGUAAAGUAAAAAUUCAUCGUUCUCAUCCGAAAGAACUUUGGGAAUGUGCUUUUGAUAUUGUUACUCCCACUGUCUGUAGUCUUAUUCCUGAUGCUGAAGGAAUUUGUGCAGUUUCAGAAAUCAUAUCUUCAUUUCCGGUACUUGGUAAGCGUUCGUAUCAAAUCACUGUCAAUCACACCAUAUUGUUACUCGCUAUAUUUGCUUAUUCUGGAAUAUCGAUCAAUAAAUAUGAUUCAGUAAAACGAGUGCUCACUGAAGCCAAAAUGGAAAAGCUGAAUAAGACACAGCUGGAAGCUCGUUUAUUAGAUCUUUCUCUCACAAGUCAACAAAUAUCAACAUUGUAUUCAUUCAUUGGUCAACAAGGUCCAUUGUCAAAGAUUCAAACUUUAUUGAAAACACUAACAAGAAAUAAACAGUCACCUAUUUCAUCACUAGCUAGACAGGGUUUACAUGAACUUGAUGCUUUGAGAAAAAAUUUAGAGGCUUUUGGUGUUCGAUUGCCAGUUGUUGUUCAUCUUGGAUUUGUGCAUAACUUACAUCAAUAUUCGGGAGUAAUAUUUCAGGUGUCAACUGAAAUAAGGAAACAAAAGAAAAUAAUGAAUGAAGUUAUCGCUGCUGGUGGUCGUUAUGACGAUCUUGUUCAACGUUUAUCGAUUCCGCAACUCAAUCAUGUUGGUGCUCUGAAACCCCAUGAUAAUGAUGGUGCAUCACAUGCUACAACAACUAAAAAGCAUUGUGCUUUUGGUGUCAGUGUGGCUAUUGAAAGAAUUGUAAUGGCAAAUCUUGCUGAACAUCAAAGUGGGUCAAAGUCUUCCAUGUCAUUGAUGCAAAAUAAUACAGAACCUUCUUCUCAUUCUCAACAUAAUUCCCAACUAUUAAGCAAUAUUGAUGUUCUUGUUGCUGUGAUGGGAAGAAGUCAGUUGUUUCAGGAGAGAAUUCGGAUAUUAAAACAAUUAUGGGAUGCUGGAAUAAGAGCUGAAAUGACAUUAGAAGGAACGGGAUCUGAUGCAGAUUCAUUGGAAAUACUUCAGGAAAUAGCUGUGAAGCGAUCAGUAAGCCAUCUUGUGGUUUUGAAAGAUAAAGAUGCAUUGAUAAAAGUUCGUUCCUGUGAUCAAGUACAAGGAUUCACAAAACAACAAGAGAAAAGUUUACGUUCAGAUGAACUUGUUGAUUACCUACUUCGAAAAAUCAAAGAAUCUGAAGAAGGAUACGUUCCACAGAGACAUAGUAUUGAUCAUUCUGCCACUGUAAAUGCAACAACUUCAUCUGAUAUUCCACAAUCUACUGCUACGAAGGCUCAAUACCAUCGACUAAAUAUUGAAGUUUUGCCUCCUGAUAAGUUGGCAUAUAAUAUAAAGAAACGUUACGAAUCACAAGCCUAUUCAAGACUUACUCAACUACCUAUUCUGCAACAUAUUUCGGGAAAAGCAGAAGUUUAUGCUCUUGCGGUCGAUCUUCCAACCAGUGCAUUGAAAACUCUUGUUCAAGGUUUGGAAACGGGACGAGGUGAAGAAGAAUUUAAUACAAGUGUAGCCGCCAUUAUUUCACAGUUGCCAAAAUAUAAAAAGUAUUUUGCAAAGAUCACGGAAAUGAUUUCUGAAGCAAGGUUUUUUAAAGAGGUUCCACUCAUCAUUUUAUACAGUUAUAAGGAUGAUAUUUACAGAUUAUUAUCAUGAACCACUCUUCUGACAGCAACUUGUAUUUGCUGUCUUGCAACUUGCAGUGUUGUUCGUUCUACCAAAAUAUUUUUUUGAUUUUAGUUAGCAGAAAUGUAGAAUUAUUGGGACCAAGUUUGUCCAUCGCUUUGUAGCAGCACACUACCCAAUCUCUGUAUAGUCGCGUUUUUUAAUUUGCUUCCAUAAUUUAUUACCGGUCAACAAAAUCGAUGACAGCUGCUGAUUGCCUUUUAAAAGCGUCUAAUAUACACAGAUUUCUCAAUGAAGAAGGGCAUUGUUUUCAUUAUAUUCAGAAUAAUAAUGUUCCGAAUCACCCCAUAUUAAGAAUGUUUGGACUGCUCAAUGUUGAACUGCUCACAUGAACUUCUACUUUUAAAAUGGUUAAUUUCCAUUUUUCGAAGUUAAUGUUGUACAUUGGUUGGUGAGCACAACUCACUCACAUAGACUAGGAUUUUCUCCAUGACAAAUUGUUGUCUGAUGGUCUAAAUCUAAAAUAAUCAAACUUGCUUGACUCCUCAUACUCUAGAAAAUUACACUCAGCUGUUUAUGUUACAACGCCAUAUCAUUUUUACUCUUUGCCAAUCAUACGUUUAUUAUGCAUUAUCUUCUUCAUAAGUUUGCACUUUAUAAAUAAAUUAUAAACUUCGA
This is a messenger RNA of Styela clava, 5285 nucleotides long. Lineage: Eukaryota; Metazoa; Chordata; Ascidiacea; Stolidobranchia; Styelidae. The record is from RefSeq and is a predicted model, not a curated record.